AUGGAGCUGAAGGUCUGGGUGGAUGGAAUCCAGAGGGUUGUCUGCGGCGUCUCGGAGCAAACCACCUGCCAAGAAGUGGUCAUCGCCCUAGCGCGGGCCAUCGGGCAGACGGGCCGCUAUGUGCUGGUGCAGAAGCUGCGGGAGAAGGAGGGGCGGCAGCUCCUGCCACUGGAGUGCCCCUUGGAGUCGCUGGCCAAGUGUGGGCAGUAUGCCAAUGACGUGCAGUUCAUCCUGCGGCGGACAGGCCCCAGCAUGGCCGAGCGUCCCUCCUCGGAGGGCGCUCCCCAAGCUCCCGAGAGGACGUUCAUCCGGGCCAGCUUGCCCAUCAAGCCCAGGCUCACCAGCAUGGAUGUACCCCGUCUUCGGGAGCCAAAAAAAUCCAUGACCUUCAACUUGGGUCCUACAGGCUCCAGUGACCCAUUCGCUGUGAGCCGAUGGAGGCACCAAACACGGGAAGGAAUAGACUUGGAGGGCGGUGGGGUUGUCCAACCCUCCAAGGAGGAGCUGUUUAGGAGGGUGCUGCAGCAGCAGGAGCAGCUGCAUUCCUUGGAGGCCCAUGGGGACACCCUGGAAAUGGACCUACGGCUGUGGGAGCGCAGCCGGCUCUCCGGCCAGGAGAAUGAGAUCCUCUAUCUGGAGCAACUGGUGCGGAGGAAUGAGACGGAGCUGGGUGAGGAGGAGUUUUGGCAGAGCGAGCUCCGACUGGAAAAGGAGUGUGAGCGGGAGCGGCAGGAGCGGGUUAGGAGCCUGCGGGCCAGCCUGGAAGAGUACACCCAGAGGAUCUAUGAGCUGAGUACCCGGACUGAAGCCCUGCAGGAGGAGAUCCAGUGGGAGAUGGCAGAGAGGGCUAAGAGGGGGAAGGAGAUCUCUGUUCUCAGCCCCAUAGAGCUGGAGGACAUGACCACCAAAAUGAAAAGGGACCUGGAGGCCAAGGUCAAGCAAGGCACCCAGCUGGAGAGCAACCUGGCCAGCGUAGAAAAGGCUCUGGAGGAAGCUGAAAAGAACCUGCAG
This is a messenger RNA of Acanthisitta chloris (rifleman), 1011 nucleotides long. RefSeq names its product ras association domain-containing protein 8-like. Gene Ontology annotation, biological process: signal transduction. NCBI's taxonomy places the organism in Eukaryota, Metazoa, Chordata, Aves, Passeriformes, Acanthisittidae. The record is from RefSeq and is a predicted model, not a curated record.